This is a messenger RNA of Lingula anatina, 1312 nucleotides long. RefSeq names its product protein orai-2. Gene Ontology annotation, cellular component: membrane. Gene Ontology annotation, molecular function: store-operated calcium channel activity. The record is from RefSeq and is a predicted model, not a curated record. NCBI's taxonomy places the organism in Eukaryota, Metazoa, Brachiopoda, Lingulata, Lingulida, Lingulidae. Gene Ontology annotation, biological process: store-operated calcium entry.
UUGAAAAAAAAAAACCGAGUACCUUUUCGGUAAGUCGGUCUCCAUUCUACCUUAUGUUCUUCAGAGUUAGAGACAAUUCGUUUAUUACCAUAAACAUAUUCAUUUUCAUGAUCUUAAUACCAAUAAUAAUAUCAAAUGCAAUGUCUCUACAUAGCCUUACUAAGAAAACGUUUUAUUUGAAGAAUAUUCAUGCUUGCGUGUUUUUUUGUAGAGAAAAUCUCGACAACGCCUGCUCAUGCUGACGUCGCCUAUGUCACUCAAAUGAAACUAUGUACAUCGUGGGUAAGUCUUCAAAAUGUUGAAUCUGAAGCUUUUGUUUCCAAAAUUACCUUUAAAACCAGCAUUAUAAAAUGUUACAAAUAAAUUGAGUAAGAUGUAGCCAAAAUAUUUGAGAAUAAGAAAGAAAUCACAAAAUAUCCUCCCGACUUUCUGUAAAUUUCCAUAGAAAACGCCUCACUUUCUGCGUACGGCACACUUCACGGAGCUCCAAUUCGAAUUACGGUGGAUAAAAACCCUAUAAAAGUGCAUCCAUGAUAAUGAAACAAAUUGGCUGGUGGGUUCGUUCAUAAAGGAGAUGUCUUCUUCGCACAACAAGCACGCUCUGAGUUGGCGAAGAUUGUAUUUGAGUCGUGCCAAGCUCAAGGCCGCGAGUAGAACUUCAGCAUUAUUGUCAGGAUUUGCAAUGGUCGCUAUGGUGGAAGUUCAGUUAGAGAAGAGUACUCCAGAGAGUCUUCUUAUAGCCUUUAGUGUGACAACAACCCUUCUCGUUGCAGUUCAUAUGUUGGCCCUGCUCAUCAGCACAUGUAUUCUACCAAAUAUUGAGGCAGUUAGUAAUGUGCAUAAUGUCAAUGCUGUGCUAGAAUCUCCUCAUGAUCAGAUGAACUGCUAUAUUCAGAUGGCAUGGGCCUUUUCAACAGGUAUUGGGAUUCUUUUAUUUCUUGCAGAAAUAGCCCUGUUAUGCUGGGUGAAAUUCAGCAUGUACAGUUAUUAUGCUGCUCUGGCAUCUACUGUUCUGAUUGUGCCAGUGGUGGUUUUACUCAUCGGAUUUGCCAUUCAUUUUUACCGACAGCUGGUGUCCCACAAGUAUGAGCGAUCAAACAGAGAUAUUGAAGAACUUGAAAACAUGGCUACACAGCUUGAUAACCAUAUGAAUGCAAGCAACAUUCAGAAUGUUUGAUUUUUAAGGUGCAAAAGGUACACUGUGCCAAUCUCAUAUCAUAUUUGGGCUGGGGCAAUCCAUAUAAAUUCCAUGUGAUGGAACAAGGGUUUAAAAGUUAAAAUAUCACAUAAAUAAUGUCUUUUUUUUUUUUUU